AUGAGACUCAACUCUGUUGUUUCGCUCUUUGGGGCUAUUGCUACAGUAGUGUCUGCAGCAAGUCUUCAUCGUCGGUCAAGUUUGACAUCCCGAUCUCUUUCUGCUUCAUCCGCUUGCAGUGGAAAUACUGCUAGUACUCGCAAUGAGUGGUGUCAAUAUGAUAUAAACACCGACUACACAACAGUCGUGCCCGAAACCAAUGUCACUCGUGAAUACUAUUUCAAUCUGGAAAAAGUGACAGUGUCUCCCGAUGGACGCUCCCGCAUGGGACUAGCCAUCAAUGGCUCUAUUCCUGGACCGACUAUUGAGGCGAACUGGGGUGACUGGGUUGUGGUACACUUGACCAACAGUCUACCUGCUGACGUGGACAACGGUACGAGCAUUCACUUCCACGGAAUUCGACAACUGUACACAAACCAAAAUGACGGUGUCGUCUCGAUCACUCAGUGCCCUACUGCUCCCAACAAGACCAUCACCUACAGGUGGCGGGCUAUGCAGUACGGCACGACAUGGUAUCACUCUCAUAUCGGUCUGCAGGCCUGGGAGGGACUCUUUGGAGGAAUUGUGAUUCAGGGCCCUGCCAGCUCUAACUAUGAUGAAGAUAAGGGAGUGAUCAUAAUGAACGACUGGGAUAUCAACACCGUUGAUGAACUGUUUGGCACAGCCCAGGUGGACGGUCCUCCAACAUUCGACAAUGCCCUCAUCAACGGCACAAAUGUCUUCGGGUCAGACGGAUAUGCCAACCAGACCGGAACCCGGUUCAACACUUCUUUCACAGAGGGAACUUCCUACCGACUUCGCCUUGUGAACGCAGCCUGUGACACCCACUUCAAAUUCAUGAUCGACAACCACACCAUGACGGUGAUCGCCAACGAUCUCGUCCCAAUCACCCCCUACGAGACCAAUGUUCUCAACAUCGGAAUGGGCCAACGCUACGACGUGAUCGUAACAGCCAAUCAAGCCUCCGUAGCCAAAAACUUCUGGCUCCGUGCAAUCCCCCAAACAGCCUGUUCCGAGAACCUCUCCCCCCAAAACAUUAAAGGAAUUGUGUACUACGGAGACUCACCCUCCACACCAACAACAACAGAAUACGACUACACAGACAGCUGCGACGACGAAGCAAUGUCCGACCUCACCCCCAUAAUCUCCGAAACCAUCUCAACAACACCCUACUACAACGAAUCCGAGCCCGUCUCCCUAGCCAAAAAUGGCGGAAAUCUCUACCGCUGGAAACUCAACUCCACAUCCAUGCACGUCGACUGGACAGACCCGACCCUCCUCGAAGUCUACCGCGACCACCACUCCUGGGCAAACAGCAGCGGAGUCAUCGAGCUCCCCCGCAAAAACGAAUGGGUGUACGUCGUUAUUGAAACCAGUCUCUCAGUCCCACACCCCAUUCAUCUACACGGUCACGAUUUCUACGUUAUGGCGCAAGGCACCGGAACAUAUGAUGGUGAAGUUACUUCUUUGGCGAGUCCCCCGAAGCGGGAUACGGCUAUGUUGCCGGCAGAUGGACAUCUGGUUAUUGCGUUCAAGACUGAUAACCCCGGUGCAUGGUUGAUGCAUUGCCAUAUUGGGUGGCAUACUGAGGAGGGCUUUGCGAUUCAGUUCGUUGAGCGGUAUGAUGAGAUCAGGAAAUUGAUCAAUUAUGCCGAUUUGAAGAAGAAUUGCGAUAGCUGGGACUCUUAUCAGACCCUGCGCAGUGUGAAGGAGGAUGACUCGGGAAUUUAA
Messenger RNA from Penicillium odoratum, 1731 nucleotides. RefSeq lists its product as uncharacterized. The transcript is spliced from 2 exons. The coding region runs from base 1 to 1731 and encodes 576 amino acids. Gene Ontology annotation, molecular function: copper ion binding; oxidoreductase activity. Lineage: Eukaryota; Fungi; Ascomycota; Eurotiomycetes; Eurotiales; Aspergillaceae. The record is from RefSeq and is a predicted model, not a curated record.